AUGGCAGGAAUCAUGUUGGCGGCGGCUGCAAUAUUUGAUGUUGAUGAUGAGGUUCAAGAAAGAAGACGGUCGACACGUGCUGUUUAUACAUUUAUUCGUCAAGUUAACAACCCCUUGUUCAUGGGAGAUGAAUUAUUUAGACGUUACUACCGUAUGACUCCCAGGGUCGCCGAUCUGUUAGUAAAUUUAUUAGCUCCAUACUUGAACUACCAUGGUCAAUCAAUUGAACCUCAUCAUCAAGUUCUUGCGGUUGUUCGUUUUCUAGCUGAGGGAGGAUAUCAAAAAGGAGUUUCCGCUGAUGUGCAUCACCCGAUGAGCCAGAGUACUUUUAGUAUAAUUCUACAUUCUGUAAUACCAGCAAUAAUUAUGCUCAGCGAUCAAUUCAUAGUGUUCCCACGAAAUCCUGUGGAAAGGCAGAUAAUAUCGCAACGGUUUGAAGAAAAAAUAGGAUUUCCCGGUGUUUUAGGUGCCCUCGACUGCACUUUACCUAAAAUUCAUAAGCCAGUGGAGCAUGAAGAAGCAUUUCUAAAUCAUCACCAGCAACAUUCUCUCAACAUAAGCGACACCGAUUACAACAUUCUCAGUAUGAGAAUAGUCAAUGGAUCUACGCAUGAUCAAUUCGUGUGGGAUUUCAGCGAGGUGAAAGAACAUAUGUACAGUCUAAGAGCAAAUCUAGAAAUCGUAGACAACGAGGGAAGAUAUUAUGUGAUUGGAGAUAGUGGCUAUACUGUAUCUCCGAUAUUGUUGACCCCUUUACUCAAUGCAGCACCAAAUACUCCAGAAAGGCGUUUUUCAGAUGCACUCCGAGGAGCUCGCUGUGUUGUGGAGCAAACUUUCGGAAUUAUUAAAGAAAUCUUCAGGUGUUUGAAUAAAGAUCGGUCUUUAGAUUACGAUCCUCUAUUUGCUUGUGAAAUUGUAAAAGCAUGCGGAGUACUUUAUAAUUUUCUAAGACACAACGGCAUACCAAUGCCAAUACCACCCCGGGAGAUAGAAGACGCAUAUAGAGGUGAGCAAGACCAAGUGAACCAUGAGUAUGUACUAGGUGUACAAGAAAGACAAGGCAUUAUCGAUGAUUACUUUUAUUAG
This is a messenger RNA of Copidosoma floridanum, 1086 nucleotides long. Its product is annotated as putative nuclease HARBI1. Lineage: Eukaryota; Metazoa; Arthropoda; Insecta; Hymenoptera; Encyrtidae. The record is from RefSeq and is a predicted model, not a curated record.